CAUUUUUGGUACUGAAUUAUAUCGUAUCUUAUACAUUAAUUAUACUGUAUUACUGUUGUUCAGUUUUGCUUAAUAUAUGUGAAUUAUUUUCAUAAUAUCUAGCCAAUCAGAGUCACUAAGAGCUGAACACGCCAUCUAUUUUGGUCGCCGAACACCCCAAAGACCCCCAAAGUGGCAUCCAUCUUGGUUGGGUUUGGGCAACGUGGAAUGGACCGUGCCGAAGAAAAUAUUGAGUAGUCAAGUUAAUUGUUUUACGGUAACUUGCGUAUAGUAUUUUCUAUAAACAGUCUGGAGUCGUGGGCAUCUUCGAUGCAGGGUCAGCAAGUGCAGCAGCAAGCCCAGCAUCAGCAGAUUACAGGAGCCAAUGUCAUUCUGAAAAUGAGUGAUAUUCAGCAGCUCUCCACAGUCGGGCUUUUGGAAUUAGCUCAUCGUGAAUAUCAGGCAGGUGACUAUGAAAAUGCUGAGCGCCAUUGCAUGCAGUUAUGGCGCCAGGAAUCAAAUAAUACUGGAGUUUUGCUGCUGCUUUCUUCCAUACACUUUCAGUGCCGUCGACUUGACAAGUCUGCACACUUCAGCACACUGGCCAUCAAACAGAAUCCACUACUGGCAGAAGCAUAUAGCAACCUCGGGAACGUUUACAAAGAGCGUGGACAGUUACAGGAAGCUUUGGAGAAUUACCGCCAUGCUGUACGACUGAAACCAGAUUUUAUAGAUGGUUACAUCAAUCUGGCUGCUGCAUUGGUGGCUGCUGGGGAUAUGGAACAGGCAGUUCAGGCCUAUGUUACAGCUUUGCAGUACAACCCGGACCUGUACUGUGUGAGAAGUGAUUUGGGAAAUCUUCUCAAAGCAUUGGGUCGACUUGAUGAGGCUAAGGCAUGCUACCUGAAAGCCAUUGAAACUCGUCCUGACUUUGCUGUUGCGUGGAGCAAUCUGGGUUGUGUCUUCAAUGCUCAAGGCGAGAUCUGGUUGGCCAUACAUCACUUUGAAAAAGCUGUUGCUCUGGAUCCCAACUUCUUGGAUGCAUACAUCAAUCUAGGGAAUGUACUGAAAGAAGCGCGAAUAUUUGACCGAGCGGUAGCAGCCUACCUGCGGGCACUCAACCUCAGCCCCAACAAUGCUGUCGUGCAUGGAAACCUGGCCUGUGUCUACUAUGAACAAGGACUUAUUGACUUGGCUAUUGACACGUACCGUCGUGCCAUUGAGCUCCAGCCCAACUUCCCAGAUGCAUACUGCAAUUUGGCAAAUGCUCUCAAGGAAAAGGGUCAGGUGGUCGAAGCAGAGGAGUGCUACAACACUGCCUUGCGGCUGUGCCCCACACAUGCAGAUUCUCUCAACAAUCUGGCCAACAUUAAGCGAGAGCAGGGCUACAUUGAAGAAGCAACUCGUCUCUAUCUCAAGGCCCUGGAGGUUUUCCCUGAGUUUGCUGCAGCACAUUCAAAUCUGGCAUCUGUACUCCAGCAGCAGGGCAAGCUCAAUGAAGCUCUUAUGCACUACAAGGAAGCCAUCAGGAUCCAGCCAACAUUUGCAGAUGCCUAUAGCAACAUGGGCAAUACUCUUAAGGAAAUGCAGGACAUCCAGGGAGCUCUCCAGUGCUACACUAGAGCCAUCCAAAUCAACCCAGCAUUUGCUGAUGCUCACAGCAACUUAGCUUCAAUACAUAAGGACUCUGGCAACAUCCCAGAAGCAAUCCAGUCGUACCGCACAGCACUCAAGCUCAAGCCAGAUUUCCCAGAUGCAUACUGCAACUUGGCCCACUGCCUCCAAAUUGUAUGUGACUGGACAGAUUAUGAGGCACGCAUGAAGAAACUAGUCAGCAUUGUAGCUGAGCAGCUAGACAAAAAUCGGUUGCCUUCAGUGCACCCACAUCAUUCCAUGUUGUACCCACUCUCCCAUGAAUUCAGAAAAGCCAUUGCUGCCAGACAUGCUAAUCUAUGUCUGGAGAAGAUACAUGUGCUGCACAAACCUCCAUACAAGUAUCCGAAAGAACUGGCUGGUAGCCGCCUUCGCAUAGGUUAUGUAUCUUCAGACUUUGGGAACCAUCCAACAUCACACCUAAUGCAGUCAAUCCCAGGUCUGCACGACAAAGCCAAAAUUGAAGUUUUCUGCUAUGCAUUAAGUCCAGAUGAUGGGACCACAUUCCGAGCCAAGAUUGCUAGGGAGGCUGAACAUUUUGUGGAUCUAUCCCAGAUUCCAUGCAAUGGCAAAGCAGCUGAUCGCAUCAAUGCUGAUGGAAUUCAUGUUCUUGUGAACAUGAAUGGCUAUACAAAGGGUGCCAGAAAUGAGAUUUUUGCUCUAAGACCAGCGCCAGUACAAGUCAUGUGGUUGGGUUAUCCUGGUACAAGUGGUGCCAGCUUCAUGGACUACCUCAUUACUGAUGUGGUGACAUCCCCCCUGGAGUUAGCAAGCCAGUAUAGUGAGAAGCUUGCAUACAUGCCGUAUACAUAUUUUAUUGGUGACCAUCGACAGAUGUUUCCACAUCUUAAGGAGAGGGUCAUUCUUACUGACAAGUCUGGUGCCAAGAAGGAAGUUCCUGACAAUGUGGCUGUGAUCAAUGCAACUGACCUGUCACCCAUCAUGGAGCACACCCAAGUGAAGGAGAUUAGGGAGUUGCUUGCUCCAGACAACAAGCUCAGUUCCCGACCUGUUGAGAUUUCUCUGAAAGUAGCAGAACUUCCCACCACCACACCCAUAGAGACAAUGAUUGCAUCUGGACAGAUCCAAACCUCAGUGAAUGGUGUGGUCCUUCAGAAUGGACUAGCAACAAAUCAAACAAAUAACAAAGCUGCAACAGGUGAAGAGGUCCCACAAAGCAUUGUCAUCACAACUCGCCAGCAGUAUGGCCUACCUGAUGAAGCUGUCGUGUACUGUAACUUCAAUCAGCUGUACAAGAUAGAUCCCCUCACACUGCAGAUGUGGGUCCAUAUACUGAAACAUGUUCCAAACUCUGUGCUGUGGCUGCUACGCUUCCCAGCAGUUGGAGAGCACAACCUGCAGGCAGCAGCCCAGCAGCUUGGCCUGCCACCAGGAAGGAUCCUGUUCAGCAAUGUGGCAGCUAAAGAGGAACAUGUGAGGCGAGGACAGUUGGCUGAUGUUUGUCUGGACACACCGCUGUGUAACGGACACACCACAAGCAUGGAUGUUCUGUGGACAGGCACUCCUGUAGUUACUCUUCCAGGAGAAACAUUGGCAUCUCGUGUUGCUGCUUCACAGUUGGCAACACUGGGUUGUCCUGAAUUGGUUGCUCGCACCCGCCAAGAGUACCAAGAUAUUGCAGUGCGUCUGGGCACUGACAGAGAAUACUUGAAGGCCGCACGUGCUAAAGUGUGGCGAGCCCGGACAGAGAGCCCCUUGUUUGACUGCUUGCAGUAUGCUCAGGGCAUGGAGAAACUAUACAAGCAGAUGUGGGAGCGACAUUUCCAUGGGGAAAAACCUGACCAUAUUGUGGACAAAUAGGCCCUUUAGGCACUGAACAUGCUGCGUCUGGAAGUUCUCUCACCCCAAUAAUUCAGACCUGUAGUACUGUUUUAGUAGAAGAUAAUUCAAUGUUAAUUUUUUUUUUUUUGUUUCAUGUUGUUCAUUUAAAAUAGGUUCAUUUGUAACAGUCUUGACCAAACAGGUUAAAGUAUGUUAUAUCCCAUUGUAUGCUUCCAGACAUGAGACCUCAUGCAAGUAAACUUACCUUGCAUUUCACUUAAAUAUUCUGUGUGGGGUUUUGUAUCACUACUAAAUUUGGGUUCUGGUUUACUGUACAUUUUUCCAGUAUUCAAAAUUAACAGUGUUAAGCUAUUGGAAUAAAAAGGAAUCAUCCAUGCACCUCCCACAGAAAUGAAAUGUUGGUUUUCUUUUUAUUUAGUUGUAAGUUUUAAAUUAUUUUCAGUAAUUAGAAGACCGAUGUUCCUCAAUGAUGGAAUUGGCCCCAUAUUGAGCAUUGUGUAAUAAGUAUUUGAUAGCCAGUAACCUAAAUUUCAAUAUAUUAAAAACUCUUACAUUUAUUAUUCAAAGUUGUGACCUCAAAACAGUUUGAUAUGUGAAACAAAAUGCAUCAUUUGAGGUUCUGAAAUGUGACAAAGAGCUGACAUCUGGAAUCUACCAUUAUAGAUACUGAUAGCAUUAAUGUUUGAGAGGAACGGGAAGAGAUGUGCUGUAUAGUUUGGAAGGCUCUAUGUGACUGAUCUGAUUUGUUUCUUGCCCACCAUCCCCAUGCCACUGAAUAUCUGUCAUGAAUGUUCCUGGGGGUUAAGUGCAGCCGGCAUGUAAGGCUGACAGCCUCACUGCCAUCUGUGAACCAAUUGUGUAGAAAAUGUGAGAACCUUGUGGACGUCCAUGGCCUCUUGCAAGGAUAACUUUACCCCCCUCCCCCCAUUUCCUACCAGUUGCUGGUUUACAGCUGUGACUGAGCAUUGGUGUACAAAUGUUAAAAUUCUGUGUUAAAAGUGGGUAAAAAAUAUAUUCAUCCUACAAUACUAUUCAAAAUGGGUAUGAAGAGGAAGAGAGCGGUUUUGGAACACAUCUGCAGCAAGAUCUUUGAUAUUAGUAUUAUAAUGAGAUACAUUUCAUUGUAACUAUCAUUUGUGAGACACUAAAAAUUAAAUAUUUCCUGUGUUAAUUGCA
Molecule: messenger RNA, 4611 nt
Organism: Cryptotermes secundus
Lineage: Eukaryota; Metazoa; Arthropoda; Insecta; Blattodea; Kalotermitidae
Gene: sxc
Product: UDP-N-acetylglucosamine--peptide N-acetylglucosaminyltransferase 110 kDa subunit
Exons: 16
Coding region: 310-3453 (1047 amino acids)
Biological process (GO): protein O-linked glycosylation
Molecular function (GO): protein binding; protein N-acetylglucosaminyltransferase activity
Source: RefSeq, a predicted model, not a curated record